Messenger RNA from Aureobasidium vineae, 1116 nucleotides. Lineage: Eukaryota; Fungi; Ascomycota; Dothideomycetes; Dothideales; Saccotheciaceae. The record is from the annotation of a GenBank genome assembly.
AUGUCGGCCAUCUCUGAACCCCAGCACCUCGGUAUCAUCUCCCAAUGCUACGAUGACACGUUCCAAAGCUUCUACCAGCACGACAAGAGCCUUGGUGAGGGAGGUCAGGGCGUCGUUAGCCUCGCCAAAGUCAAAGUCACUGGUAAGAUGGUUGUCAUAAAGCGCUUGCGUCUCCCUCCCAAUACUGACCUCAAGACUGUCGCUGAAUUGGUCAUGCUUGAUCGUGUUCAGGAACUUGGUCCUCACCCUAACAUCCUUCCUUACCUUCAAAUCUGGAACACCCCCGCCGCUCCUGGCGAGUGCCCUGAAAGCAGAAUUGUUCUGCCGUACCUCCCUGGUGGAGACCUCAAUACCCUCAAAAUGUCCUUCCAAAAGAUGAAUCGAAAGGUCAGUGAAUCUUUUAUCUGGCAUACCUACAAAUCAUUGUGUACAGGCUUUAGUUUUCUUCACGAGAAUGGCAUAUCUCACCGCGACAUCAAGCCCGAGAACAUCAUGGUUGACCCUGUCAACUUUGGUGAUCCGGCUCUCUUCCCCACUCUCAAGAUCAUCGAUUUUGGCAUUGCUGCUGAGACCACUUGCGACCACGAGACUACAGAUGGUACGCCGAAGUGGCAACCNCCCGAGACUCCCAUGGCUGGUGCCAAAGCUGACGUCUGGGCAAUUGGAGCAGUCGUCCACUUCCUCGCUACUGGUUAUGCCACAAAGCCUGAUCGACCUGCUGAGAUUCCCCUCGAGAAGGCUACUGAGUACUACCGCACCGCUACACCUUACAUCCACAGACUUGUCAACACUGAUGAACUAAAGUACGAGCUCAGCUCUUUGACUCUUUUCGAGGCACGAGAACUAACUUUUGAUUCUGGUAAACCCCUUCCUCGUGGUGACUUCUACUCUCCUCUGCUUGAGUAUUACACUUUUCGUGCGCUUGAUUUUAACCCCUCGACUAGAAUCACUCUGCCAAGAUUGAUGGUUACUAUGUUUGAUGAUGCUGACAGACAGAUUGACUUCUACAAGGCUUGGUUUAGACACUGCAAGGCUGAGGGUAGUCAAAGACCUAUGCUCACCUUUUCGAUGAUUGAACCCCACACUGGUUGGACUCCUCUCGAGGCUGGUAAGUAG